CAUUUCAAAAGCUCGCACCCCACAAUCUGUUCCCUAUCCUUGUCCUUUCACUCACAUUUUCCAAGCGUCUCUGAACACACUGUUUGCAGCAUCACAGUAAACUAUGGCCCGCCAUCAUCCCGAUUUGAUCUUUUGCCGAAAGCAACCAGGAAUAGCCAUCGGACGUUUAUGCGAAAAAUGCGACGGAAAAUGCGUGAUCUGUGAUUCUUACGUGCGACCAGCGGAUCUGGUGCGAAUCUGCGAUGAGUGUAAUUAUGGAUCAUAUCAGGGACGAUGCGUUAUUUGUGGUGGGGCGGGAAUUUCGGAUGCGUACUAUUGUAAGGAGUGUGUUGUGCAAGAGAAAGACCGGGAUGGUUGUCCGAAGAUUGUGAAUCUGGGGAGCAGUAAAACAGAUCUAUUUUAUGAAAGAAAAAAGUAUGGUUUCAAGAAAAGAUAGCAUUCAGUGGGGCUUACUAGGAGGAGUGAACGGAGAAGUGGCCAUGCGGAAGAGGAUGGGAUGUACCUUGUUAUAGCGUCAGUAGGCUGCUAUGUAUAUGCAGAACAUAAUAAUAACAUCAAUGAGACUGUACAUUGG
This is a messenger RNA of Spizellomyces punctatus DAOM BR117, 574 nucleotides long. RefSeq names its product PHD finger-like domain-containing protein 5A. NCBI's taxonomy places the organism in Eukaryota, Fungi, Chytridiomycota, Chytridiomycetes, Spizellomycetales, Spizellomycetaceae. Gene Ontology annotation, cellular component: precatalytic spliceosome; U2 snRNP; catalytic step 2 spliceosome. The record is from RefSeq and is a predicted model, not a curated record. The transcript has 2 exons. Gene Ontology annotation, biological process: mRNA splicing, via spliceosome. Bases 104 to 436 code for a protein of 110 amino acids.